UUUAUAAAUUGAAAAUUAUGUCCAUUUUAUGCGGGAGUUUUUACAUUAUAUUCUAAUCAUAUUAAGUCAGAGUUAAUUAUCCAAAUACACAUAAUUUUCAUUCUAAAACCAGUUGACCGGUGAUGACGUAGAUUACUUCAGUUUAUAUAAACGCAAAGUUUUAUAAAUCUUGUCAUAAUAUAAUGUGGGUUUGUUACAGUGCAGGAUGUUGAGAAAAUGGACUCACCAUUAUUAAGACAGACAUGGACCAUGUCAGCUGUGCUGAUCAACAUGUUUGGGCAGGGCAUGGUGCUCAGCUACACGUCCAGUCUCCUGCCAGGCCUCAACCACCCAGACUCACCCAUCAAAAUUGAUCUAAAUACAGGAUCAUGGCUCGGGUCCAUCGUUGGUGUGUCUGGCAUCCCCGGUUUCCUGCUGUCCUCAGUCCUCAUGGAUCGACUUGGAAGGAAAGCAACUCACUUCAUCAUAGUAUUACCGGGAGUAGUCGGCUGGUUGCUCAUAUACUUCGCGAACAACGUCAAAGCCAUCAUGAUCGGCAGGUUCCUUGGCGGGCUGAGCAGCUUGGGCACCGUUUCUCUGGGGGCAGUCGUCAUAGGAGAAUACACAUGCCCCAAGUACAGGGGAGUGUUUCUUUACCUCAAAAAUGCCGCGGUGUGCCUCGGAGCUAUGUUUACUCACAUUAUAAGCCGCUUUCUUCAUUGGAGGACUAUCACCUUAGUUGGCCUGAUCCCUAUGCUCAUCGCCCUCACCAUAAUCUACACAUGGCCCGAAAGCCCUGCGUGGCUGAUCUCCAGAAAACAGUACGACAGGAGUAAGGAAGCAUUCCUCUGGCUGCGAGGAGAUAGUGAAGCUUCUAAAAAAGAAUUAGCCGAAACAAUCAAUGCCCAAAAAGAAAGGAUGCGCACAGCAAAUCGAAAAAUAACUUUGUCGUUCUUGAUCAAAGACUUUUUUAGAAAAUUUACACGUAAGGAUUUUGUAAAACCGCUCAAUAUAAUGAUACUAGCAGCGCUUGUGCUGGAAAUGAGUGGGAGGCAUGUGUUCCCGGCAUACGCUCCUCUGAUCAUGGCGGCGAUCACCGGAGAAUCUACACAAUCAUUCUACUACACUUUAGCAUUAGACUUAAUUAUCACAGUGGCUUCCCUUUUUGCAUCUAUCUUAGUCAAACUGAUGAGUAGACGAAAACUUCUUUUUACAACCGGAUUUUCAGCUUUUGGGGUACUUACGUUGGUAUGCUUGAAUUUGUUUUUGACUUCGCAAGACAUUAUAGCUAAUCGUCCGUUAACAUCUGUUUCUAUGUUAGUAGUUUACUUUAUUUUCGCUAACUUGGGUUGUGCUCCUAUUCCUCUAGCAUUGGCUGGGGAAGUUUUCCCCUUAGCCCAUAGAGGGGUGGGGUCAGCUGUAACAGGAUUAUGGAUAUCUGUUUGUCUGAUAAUAGGGUUAAAGUCCACGCCACACCUGAUUGUCAGCAUCUCAGUGUCCGGUUUUUUUGCAGUUUAUGGCCUAGUCAUGGGAACCUCGCUUGUCAUCCUGUAUUUUGUAAUGCCCGAGACGAAAGAUAAAACUUUGCAAGAAAUUGAGAAUUUCUUUAAUCACGGGACUUUUACUGUAUUAGAUAUAGUUGAGGAAGCGGAGGAACUGGAAAUGAUUCGGAAAUGAGACUGAACGGGAUAAUGCAUGUCUUUUAUUAAUGAAGUUGUAAAUAGUGUAGUUAAAUUAAUUGCUGUGAUUUGUCGAUGUAAUAAAGUCUCUGUUGGUAAUAAAUUCUCUUCAUUGUUUAUCUGUGGUCAGUUGUAUAUUUCGCCAAUAAUACAUCCGACCAAAGGGAUGAAGACAACAAGAAAUACCGACCAAAUUAAGAGCCUACUCUCUUUGAAGUCGUUUAAAAGUUGAAGAAGUAAAAUUUCUUUGUUUUGACAUUUAUAGUAAGUGUGUGGCAUUAAGGUUUUUAAUGGAUGGAAAAAAUAAAUACUACUUAUAAGAAAAACUAGUUUAUUCUUUCUAUGCCCUUCAUUCAGAACAAGAACAAAGAAUAAGGAUGACACCGCUGGUGAUUGCAGAGUGCACCGAUAAUUUCAGAUAAAAUAUAAUAGUCAUCGUCGUACACUGAUUCUUCCUAGGACUCAAAAUGCUACCAGACACUUUAAACGAGUUGGACUAACAAUUCUACAUUCCGUUUUAUAGGAGAAGAGACUAUAAUUCACAAAAACAAACAUCUACCACAGUAUUAUUAACUUGCAAUGGUCGCGUACUCUUGAUGAUUUGUUGCUAUAGUUGCAAUAGAAACACACCAUCUAUAGAAUGUUCAAUGGUCGAACUAUUACAGCCCUUGAGACACAGCCUGGUGACAGAUUGACGGAAUAAAAAACAACGGAUCCUUAGAGCACAUUUUAGAUGUCGCGAGAAAAAUCGUGUAAGUUGUAAUACAUAGCCGGCGAUUAUAUACCACGGUAGAUACCCGAGCUGGACGGCUGCACAAUGUAUUGUAACUGGUACUUCUUGCACCGUCUAAAUGGGCCCUUAGUUAUAGGAUAUCGCUUUUAAAUUACCCUUUCCGUACGAAACUUGAACUUUUGAGCUACAGUUACCGAGGUGUAACUACAAAGGCAUCACUGAUAGUAUCGUGUGAACAUAGAGAUUUUAGUUCAAUUUAAAAACACUCAACAACUGCAUAAAUGUCGUGAGAAUCUUUUAGACAAUUAACUGAAAGUACGACGUUUGGAUCAUAAAUUGUUUUAUUCGUAACAAUGUAAAUGAUGGAUUUAAUAAAUAUGUUUGAGGACGAAUUUGACUGGUAUAUUAUGUAGCGGUUAGUGACCCUGGUUCCUACGUAAGUUACCUACAUAUUUUUGGAGUUCCGUACCGCUCCGUUAAACACAAACUUGGUACAUAGAUAGGUUAUAACUUGGACUAAAUCAUAGGAUGGUUUUUUUCCUGUGAUCACUGAGUUGGACAUGGGAGUUCUUUCGCUAUGACUAGUUUCCUCGGAUUGGUUGUUUGGUUUGAAAUUGUAAGCAUUACAUACAGGUUAGGCAGGGAGAUGGAUACUACACUGGAGAUUAAAAAUAAACACUAAUAUUUUUUAUGGAAAAUAUAGGGACUUCUACGGAAGCGUAUAUAAUCUUUGUGUGGUUUCACAAACAUUCAAAUCACUUGAUGCUUGAACUGAAUCAAGGUGCCCUAGACUCAGAACAAGCAUUAGUGCGGUUUGUGGUACCCAAUCACUUUAUUUAUCGCCCAACAAAUUUAUAACCUUUAAUAUCCAAUAUUUUUUUAAAUUACUAAUGGAGGACGGACGAAAAGACAGGCUGACGGACUGAGCUUAUUAAUAGGGAUCAGUUGUCCAAACACAAUGAAAAAAAAUACGGGUUCCACCCGUAUGAAAACCUUAUACAAUUAAAUAAAACG
Molecule: messenger RNA, 3405 nt
Organism: Trichoplusia ni (cabbage looper)
Lineage: Eukaryota; Metazoa; Arthropoda; Insecta; Lepidoptera; Noctuidae
Product: facilitated trehalose transporter Tret1-like
Exons: 3
Coding region: 217-1656 (479 amino acids)
Biological process (GO): transmembrane transport
Cellular component (GO): membrane
Molecular function (GO): transmembrane transporter activity
Source: RefSeq, a predicted model, not a curated record